Molecule: messenger RNA, 741 nt
Organism: Botrytis fragariae
Lineage: Eukaryota; Fungi; Ascomycota; Leotiomycetes; Helotiales; Sclerotiniaceae
Exons: 5
Coding region: 1-741 (246 amino acids)
Source: RefSeq, a predicted model, not a curated record
AUGCAGUUCAAAGUAUUUGUUCCCGUAGCAGCUCUACUAUCUCUACAGCUCUCCUCUGUUCUAGCUGCCCCAGUAGCAGAAGCAGAGACCGUGGAAGUCUCCUUCGAACUCGAAAAACGUAUCGGCACCGACGCUGGAGAUGGAACAAAAGCCAAGCCAUACAUUUUCAAUAUUGAUUGUGCUGGUGUCGAAGAAGUAUGCGAGGCUCAAUGUGCUGCAAUUCUCUGCUUCAAAUCGCCUUCAUUGCUUCAAUAUGGAGGACCAGGAUCUAAUACGGCACAGAGAACAGCAAGUGGUGCCGGCUCGGACCCUUUCAGACCUCCCAUAGCAACAUUGGUUGGGGGCUCAAAAAUUGAUUUAUCCGCGUUGAAACAAUCCACUUGGACUAGUCCAGAAGAUACCACCAAUGCAUCCGCAAAAGAGGGUGGAAUAGGUUGUCUCAUUGCACCUGUCGAUCCAGGCCAUAACACAAAGGAGGGAUCUCGAGUCUCCGGACAAAUCAGUCACUACAAAGCCAAGAAAGACGAGUACUUCAAGAAGAAAUACCACAACGCCGGUAAAUACUGUACAGCAUUAGAUGCUGGAAAAGCAGCAGACACAGUUUGCAAAAAUGCACCUUCAACCGAUCCAGUCAACUUCAUGUAUCGAAGAACAUCCAAAAAGAUUGGAAACUCACUCCUCUGGCAACACCUUAAGUAUGGAACUGACACAUGGGCUGUCAACUUCCCCGGAUAUUCUUGA